Meleagris gallopavo (turkey) is the source of this 2021-nucleotide messenger RNA. It is a transcript of the gene NOA1, whose product is annotated as nitric oxide associated 1. Lineage: Eukaryota; Metazoa; Chordata; Aves; Galliformes; Phasianidae. Gene Ontology annotation, molecular function: GTP binding. The record is from RefSeq and is a predicted model, not a curated record.
AUGGUGCAAUUUCUUUCCUUAACACGGUUGUCACUCCCGCUGAAGAAACAGCAGCAGGUGACUCAGUCCUCAAAUGGCGGCGGCGGCUGCGGGCGGCCCGGGGCGGCAGCGGCGCUGUGGAGCGAGGUGAACCGCUGCGGCCAGAACGGUGACUUCGCCCGCGCGCUCAAGUCCGUCAACAAGAUGACGGCUGCCUGCCUGCAGGCCGGCAUCUCCCGAGCGCAGCUGGUGGAUGUCCGGCUGGUGAGCGCCAAGACGGGCUUCGGGAUGGAGGGGCUGGUCAGCCGGCUGCAGCGCUCCUGGAAGUGCGCCGGCGACGUCUACCUGCUGGGGGCCACUAACUCGGGCAAGUCGACGCUCUUCAACGCCCUGCUGCUCUCUGACUACUGCAAGUCGCGUGCCCCCGAUGUGGUUGGCAGGGCCACUGUCUCAGCCUGGCCAGGAACAACACUGAACUUGUUGAAAUUUCCAAUUAUUAACCCAACGUGUGACAGGAUAUUCAGAAGGCAGGAGAGGCUGAAAGAAGAGGCACUAAAAACAGAAGACCAGCUAAGCGAUGAAGAAAAAAAGCACCUCAAUCGCCUUAAAAAGCGAGGUUACUUAGUGGGAAGAGUUGGAAGAACAUUUAAACGCCAGAAGGAGAGCUCUGUGAUUGAUUUUGACCCUGACAUGCUGUCGUACAGCACAGAUGAAGAUCCAUGCCGUAUCUCUAAGAAGCAUGAGGAAGGAGAGGAGUUCACAUACAACGAAGUGAAGGAUGCUCGCUGGUGUUUUGAUACUCCAGGGAUUGUAAAGGAAAAUUGUGUUUUGAAUCUCCUAACAGAGAAAGAAGUAAAGCUGGUUUUGCCAACACAAGCCAUCAUUCCACGGACCUUCAUUCUCAAGCCAGGAAUGGUCUUGUUUUUAGCAGCUUUAGGCCGCAUAGACUACUUACAGGGAGAAAAACCUGCCUGGUUUUCUGUUGUGGCUUCUAAGUUGUUGCCAGUUCACAUUGCUACCUUGAGCAGUGCGGAUGUCACGUACGAGAAGUACGCUGGCCAAGAAUUCUUUAAGGUUCCAAUGGGUGGGAAAGAGCGAAUGAAAGAGUUCCCCCCACUUGUCCCUCAGGACAUUACACUGAAAGGAACUGGUACCACUGAGGCAGUUGCAGAUAUCAAACUUUCCUCUACAGGCUGGGUGGCAGUGACAGCUCAUGCAGAAGAGGAACUGUUGCUCCGAGCCUAUACACCCAGGGGCACCACAGUAGUGGUACGGGAGCCUCCCCUUUUACCAUAUAUCAGUAACAUCAGAGGGGCCCGGAUCCCAGGUACUGCUGCCUAUAGAACCAAAAAGCCUCCUUCCCUUGUAGAAAACCUGAAAACUGUGGGGAACAGAUAGCACUCACCAUUGUCUGAGCAAAAUAGGAUUCAGAACCUUGAUGCUUGUUGACACUCAGGAGAGCUUAGACUCAUCUGAAAGGCAGACAGGCACAGUUUCAAGGGAGGUCUGGGUGAGAUAAAUCUGAUUUAAGGCACCACAAGUCUAAUGUAACUACUGAGCUGCAGCUAGUUCAAGUGAGCUGAAUGGCUGGUACCUUGCUCUAUGAGGUGAGCCUGGGAUCAGGCGCUGUCAGGGAGCAACCAUCUUUCCCAGUUUACUCCUGAAAUACAGCACAGAAGCUCAGCUGCCUGCCGUUGGCUGACUUCGCUGCUCAGAGAGCAGGUCUUUUUCUGCAGACAUGCUCUCACAGGUCAGAAACCAUCACCUGGUUCUUGGAGCCUUUAUGUUGUUUCCAAAGCAGAGGGAGGUGGAGGGUGGGGAGAGGAGCAGGGAGUUCUCUGGUGCGGGUAUGACACUCCCAGGAGCUUGCGGUUAUCCAACAUUAUUGACCAAAAAUCAGGUCCCCUCAGUAUCUCAAGCAUUGCCUUACUUCUGGACACAGGAAAAGGAAUUAAAGAAACUUGCAACUCACUGCUUUGGUUUCUGUAUUUUGUGUAAAAGUUUCUGAAACUGAUGAUGUACAAUAAAAAACCUUUUCAAGA